Molecule: messenger RNA, 963 nt
Organism: Alternaria arbusti
Lineage: Eukaryota; Fungi; Ascomycota; Dothideomycetes; Pleosporales; Pleosporaceae
Exons: 2
Coding region: 1-963 (320 amino acids)
Source: RefSeq, a predicted model, not a curated record
AUGUCACGAGCGCGCAUUGUUCUCAGUCGCGCGGCUUUGACAUCAUCUUGCCAAUCCGCCAGCCGAACCUUCCGCUCCUCCAGCUACCAUGCGCAUCGCGAUGUUCCCCUCCCCCUCCAAUCCCGCAUCCGCUGGUCAUACUUCUGGUACGCCAGCAUACUCGCACUCGGCAUCACAACUGGUCUAGGUGCUCGCCACUUUGCCGCGCCUCUCGGUCUUCCAGAGCCCGGUUCAAGAGAAGACGAGAUCAUCCUCGACUCUCUGCGGCGCGACAUCGAUGCUCUCGAGAUCGUACAAUCCUUGCGCUCUCAGUCAUACAACCUACAUACCGACACAGCGCUCCGGUCAGGACCGGGAAUAACGUCAUCUCCUGGGUCAAGUCGGAAGAUAUCAGCGUACAAAGGGUGGCUCGAGCUGGAUCUGGACUUUGGGAGAGAGAAUGAAGGCAAGAAAGGCAUCUUGGGCGUCAUGAGUGGCACGCGGGGAUUGGGUGUACAAAGAGCAUUUUGGAGUGCAGAGACAAGAGAGAUGGUGGCUGUGGUCUGGAUAGGAGGAGGAAUGAGUGGUUGGCCGGGUGUUGCGCAUGGCGGGGCUAUCGCAACCAUCUUUGAAGAGAUCAUGGCGAGGAUGGUCAGAGGGCCAGAUGGCAUUGUGGACUCUCUCAGCCUAACCUACGCCAAACCGACCUACAGCCUCGACUUCUACGUCCUCCGUGCCUCCUUCUCGAAACCUGACCUCCCUCAAUCCGAGCCGCCGCCAGAACCCGAAGCGGAACCUACAAAGAGCUGGUUGGGGUGGUUGUCGCCGCAGAAGGACCUGACGAAGAAGAUCGACGCGUCGAGACAGAAGCAGGAGAUUGUUGCGACGCUGGAGAGUGUCGGCGGGGACCUUUGUGUUAAGGCCAAGGGCACGUUCAAUGGAAGUAGCCCGGUUGUCCGAGGGAUUGAGGUGGCCGCGUACUAG